AUGAGCCACGACUCAGUCCGCAUGCUGCACACGGCACCACCCGCUAAGUCACCGCUGGAUCUCUCGGCGCACGACGUAGCUAUGGUGCGUCUUGGUAGCGGCUCCACUCUACAGCGCUCGCACAGCAAACCCGAGCACCCGACGUCCCAGAUGGGCGCUGCUGCCGUGGAUGCCGAAAACCAGCACACCAAGCGCCACAACGGCAAGAAACUACUGUUCCUACGCAAAUUUAGUGUGUUGGAGGAGGACAUUGUCGUCUGCAAUCGAGUUCGUUGCGGCGUCGACCCGUCCUGGUUCCAACAGCGGAAUGCUGGCGACCACCGCUACCUACGUGCACUGAGCUUUGAAGAGGCGAGACUGGCAGCUACGCGUCGCCGUCGCUCAGUGUCGAUGGCGGCGGCCUAUCCGAAAAAGAGCCAAAGCAUGCGCAUCAACAUAAGCGACUUGAUGGAGGACGACGAUGCUGCCACGAGUAAAAGUAGUGCCGGUAGCGAAUACAGCUCCAUACGUGCACCACCGGGAAUAAUGCGGUCUGGAUCCUCACGAAAAAGUGUGUCAAGCCCACGCAUGCGCACGGCAUCAGAAAGCUCGGCGUUGCUCACUCCUCGUGAGAAGGCGAUGCAUGGACGUUACCUCAUCCGCGAGUCGUUCGCUGCGGGAGCCUACGGUAAGGUUUGCUCUGGACAAGACAAGUCUUCUCUCGAGGAGGUUGCGGUGAAAAUCGUGCCAAAGUACAUUUUGAUCUCACCCGAAGAAAAGCAGUCAGGCAUCGAAGAGAACAAGUGUCGAGAGUUUUUUCGGCAGCUGUUGCUUGCUCUUGAGUAUCUACACGGCAAUAACAUCGUUCACCAUGACAUCAAGCCCCACAACGUUCUGUUGGACGAUGAUGGCGCUACGAUUAAAUUGUGCGACUUUGGAGCCUCGCGAGCGUUCGGUGGUCACGAUACUUCGCUGCCAUUUGCUGGCAUCUUCGGUACAGUUGGCUACAUUGCGCCUGAAUUACUUGAUGGUAAGGCAUCGUACGGGCCUCCUAUUGACAUGUUCAGCGCUGGCAUUAUGCUUUUCGAGAUGGUGUUCGGAUACGGACCCUUCUACCCACCCAGUGCUUGUACGCACCAGGAGUUGGAGUUUCCCAGUAGACCAAAGGCAUCUCCAGAGGUAAAACAGCUUUUGAUUCGGCUACUAGAGAAGGAUCCGAGGAAGCGAAUAACAGCAGCCCAAGCUCUUGGCCAUUCGUGGAUCACGCUCAGUGCAGGUGGUCGCUCGGCUGCCUCUUCUCUCGUGA
Molecule: messenger RNA, 1285 nt
Organism: Phytophthora infestans T30-4
Lineage: Eukaryota; Oomycota; Peronosporomycetes; Peronosporales; Peronosporaceae
Product: protein kinase
Exons: 2
Coding region: 851-1162 (103 amino acids)
Source: RefSeq, a predicted model, not a curated record